GCUUACAGUGAUCUGCAACCCUUCACCGAUUUGUACCGUUAUCCUCCUGGAACAGCCUUUGAUUUGACCUCUGCUCCUGUCGUCCUUCACCUGCAGAGAGACCUCUCAUUAUUAAGUCUUAUCACUUCUGCUGGAGACUCUCUGGAAAACUGUGAUUUCAAGAAGAUUCACAAUGUGAUUAUGGCAGGAAGAGGUGUUCAGGACGCAAAGGAUCUGUGUCAGUCGCAUGCUCAGGCAGCACUCGACGUUCUGCAGGAUGUCUUCGAGCCUUCUGAUGCUCGCACUGCCUUGGAAAACAUUAUCAAUGCACUUAGAAUCUAUUAGUCAUAAUUUUUUUGUCAAAAUGGCUAUUGAAUUGUCAGGCACUGAAGAGUAUUUGGGUACAGCUCUUAUAAUAGAGUUUGACAUCCUUUAUUAUUCUACCUAAUGUCCUAUAUACAGCAUAAGAGGCUGUUGGUAUGGGCACAUGCAUGGAUGUCUUCUGGCCAAUUAAUCAUUUUUUUUUAUCUCAUUUGUAAAAUCAUUGUGACUUGUGUAAUUAUUUUUUAAUAUGUUAGUCAAUCAAUUUUAAUAGUAUUAGGCACAAACAAUAAAAUUUUAAAUAUAUCGUUAGUUCUAUUGAUUAAUUAUAAAGUUGUAUUGUUUGGCUUCUGCUUUUAACCGAAAUAUUUUAGUCAUUAUUUAAUAAAUUCUGGUGACAAGCUUGUUUUAUCUUCAUUUGUGUUGAGCCAUAACUGCAUAAUAGCACUGAGGCUAUUAUGCAGUAAUGGCUCAACAUGCACGUACAGUAUAGUAACUAUGGCAAAGUUAUCUCGAAGAAAAUUUAAGAAUGAAGUGUAAAAAAACAAUGCUAGACAUGAGUGAAUGUCAGUCUUUCACAUUGGUAUUCAUAAGUAUAGUACUUUACGUUGAUGUACUCUGAGGAUUUUUCCUUAUUUUUUAUUAUAAAUGGAGAGGUCAGAAGACUUCAGUGUUGUCACUGUUUAUUCUAUGUAAUAAUAAUAGAUGUUGAGAGGGUUGUAUAUGACCAUGUGGCAGACAUUUAUUUUUAAUUAUCUGAGCUUCCAGCCAUUGUGAUACUGAAUAUAUUAAUAACUAAGCAUUUGUAAAGAAUUUAGUACCAGUUUUUCCAUGGCUUAUGAUAAAGAAUAUUUGUGCUAUUAUCCACUUUCCCUUUCCCUCCUUGAUGGAAGUGGGCAAUACUUGCCAGUUUCAUAUAGAUGUUCACUUGUUAAUUCUGGAAUAAAAUGCUUUUCUCUUUACAGCCAUUCACUGGAACAAAUGGUCAUGACACCUUUAAUCCCUUAAACUUUAGAAGGCAUUGUGUACAUUUCUAAUUAUUACCUGAUGUAAUUUACCCCACCCCCGUCUCCGCAGGCUAAACAUUAAGUGCUGCUCUCCCUUUGCUGUGUCAUAUUCCAUGCAAAAACUGUUAAUUUGUUAAAAUUUUCCUUAGCACUGAUAUGCUUGCAGAGCCUGAUUUGUCUUGCCGCUAUUCUACCACAGAUUUCCGACAGGUAUAAUUUAUCAUAUUGCAGUUAUUGACAUAUUUUAUACCAAUGAGGCCAGAAGUGAAGUAGGUUUUAAAAUUCCUGUUUAGUAGAAUAUUUGAAAAAAAAUAUUUAAUGGAUAUAAGCAAAUUUUAUCUAAUGUACAUUACUACAUGCCUUUUUGUUUAGAACAAUGUAAUAAAAAAUAAUUGAAUUAUUUAUAAUUUAUCUUUUGAAUAUGUAUAUUUUUAUUAGGAUAUUUGUAAAAAUACACUGACACUUCAUUGAAAAUUUU
This is a messenger RNA of Cherax quadricarinatus, 1785 nucleotides long. Lineage: Eukaryota; Metazoa; Arthropoda; Malacostraca; Decapoda; Parastacidae. The record is from RefSeq and is a predicted model, not a curated record.